AACUCUAUCACGGCCAUCCCACAGUAUUAUUAUAGAGCGCGUGCAGUACAGACGACCUUUACGAAAAGUGAAUUAAAUUAAAUUUUAGCAAAUUUAAACAAAAUUAAAAAAACAACAACAAAAUGUACAGAAAAGUGAUAACAUUUGUGGUCCUUGUUGCUUUUGUCUCAUUGCCCAUAGCAAAUUCCUUGAAGUGCAAUACCUGCAAAAGUAUCGAAGAGUGCAAAAAACCCAGCUCAGUUCAAUGUGAUCAAGCGCAAGCCAAUAAUACCCGAGAUGCUUUGUUACAUGUCUAUAGCAACGUUGACAUUCUGAAUACCAAUCAGUUUUCCUGUUAUGUUGGUGUCUACAAUUCAGGCAACACUACCGUCUCGGAUGUUCGAGGCUGCAUAAAUCCCGGUACUGUUAACUGUAGCACUCCUCUGUUUAAUGGUAAUUGGACCAGACAUACCUGCAAUAUUUGCAACAGCGAUUUGUGCAAUAAGAAAAAUUCUGUUGGCACUAUUUCCUCAAGCCUUUUCUCCAUGAUUGGUCUCUUGGUUGUUGCCAAAGCAUUUUUAAAUUAAAUUCAGUUUAGUUACUAUACAAAUAAAUUAAAAUUAAUGUCCUAGUUGUUAUGUUUUUAAAUGUAUAUAAUUCGAAAUAAAAUAAGAAGUAAAGAAUUUUUAAUAAAA
This is a messenger RNA of Stomoxys calcitrans (stable fly), 674 nucleotides long. RefSeq lists its product as uncharacterized. The record is from RefSeq and is a predicted model, not a curated record. The coding region runs from base 123 to 566 and encodes 147 amino acids. Lineage: Eukaryota; Metazoa; Arthropoda; Insecta; Diptera; Muscidae. The transcript is spliced from 3 exons.